Molecule: messenger RNA, 2949 nt
Organism: Microbotryum saponariae
Lineage: Eukaryota; Fungi; Basidiomycota; Microbotryomycetes; Microbotryales; Microbotryaceae
Source: the annotation of a GenBank genome assembly
AUGGACACCAAAGGUCACAUGGACCCGAGCCUGGCUCGGCAAAAGGAGCUGAUGGGCCAGAACAAGCCCAAGGGAUCGGCCGUGCACAACGAGAAGGCGGUUGGGUCGAUCCACUCGGACGACAACAUCAACGCCAAGUUGGAAGUAAGCCCUUUUUCCUCCACGCGAACGACUGUCUAACUUUGUCGUUCUCCGAUCCUCAAGGUCGCGUCUUUCAUAAGCUGAUUUUCCCAACUCGGCACGGAACUCGCCCUUCCGCAGAACCCGCUGGCCGGCAUUUCGUUGGACCGCUUGCAAGCUAUGGGCCGAGCUUUCGCGCACGAGAAGGGGCUCGGUGAAUACGAAGAAGAGUUUGCCAAAGGUGAGUGCCGAUGUGACAGGUUGCUCAACCUCCACCAAAGCCGUCCGCCCCUCCCGACGGCACGAUCUGCCGUUCCCGGAAGCCCCUCUUUCCUCCAGCGGUCUGACCCCGGCGAGCCCUUCGUCUCCCUGCUAGGUGCCAUGGUCGCGCAAGACCCCUUGGCUUUCGAGUCCUUGCCCAUGCUCGACGACGCGGACAAGAACAUCCUGCGCCGUGAAGUCACCCACAAAGUGAGUGUAACGGAGAUCACGUGGUGUGAUCGCAUCGUCCUGACACUGACAUCUGCCGUUCUUCAUAGUGGGACCACCCGAAGCAACUGUACAUGUUGGUGAUCUGCUGCUCGGUAGCAGCCGCCGUCCAAGGUAAGUUGAAAUAUCUGUCUUGGUGUCUGACACCUACUUCUGACUCUGUCGACUCGUUAUUUCGGCUUAAGGCAUGGACGAAUCGGUCACGAACGGUGCCAACUUGUUCUGGGCACCUCAAUUCGGCCUCGAGACUGCUGCUUUGCUUCCGAACGGUCAAGUGAACGCAAAUGCUGGCAAGGUGAGCCAGGAGUCGGAGCUGAACACGUCGAACCCGACAUCGAUUUGACUAUUGGAACACUUCCCCGCAGAACCAAUGGCUACUAGGAUUGACCGCCGGUGCCCCUUACCUCGCCUGCGCCGUGCUCGGAUGCUGGCUCACAUCGCCUCUGAACCGCUUUUUUGGUCGACGAGGAGCUAUCUUCAUCACCGCGACCGUUUCGGGUCUCGCCUGCAUCUGGUCCGGCGUGACCAACUCGUGGCCGCACUUGUUCGCUUCACGCUUCGUGCUUGGUCUCGGUAUCGGCGCAAAGAGUGCCACGGUCCCCGUCUACGCUGCUGAAACUGCCCCUCCCUUGAUCCGCGGUGCCCUCGUUAUGGUGAGUACAUCCAAGUCGUCUCACAUUCUAGCGAUCGAGUUGGCGUUACUUAUCCUUCGUCUCGGUUCUGCCCAAUAGCAAUGGCAAGUCUGGACCGCCUUCGGCAUCAUGCUCGGCACAGUCUCGUCCCUCAUCUUCUUCCGCGUCAAGGACCCCGCCCACAUCACCGGCCGUAAGUUGGCCCAGAGAGCUGGGCGACUAGAGCAUAUAACGGCCUCUGCUGAACUUGAAUCGUCUUCCACUUUGGUUUCGACGCAGUCAAUUGGCGCCUCAUGCUCGGUUCCGCAGCCUUGCCCGCAUUCUUCGUCAUGGCACAGUGAGUACCAGACGUCUAUUCGGCAACCACAGUGCACACUUCUCACACCCACACUGUACUAUUCCAUAGGGUCUACACUCUGCCCGAGUCGCCGAGGUGGCUUUUGAGCAAGGGUCGUUACGCCGACGCCUUCAAGUCGCUCUGCCGUCUUCGUCACACUCGUCUCCAGGCUGCACGUGACCUGUUCUUCAUCCACGCCUUGCUGGAGGAGGAGUCGACGAUCUCGACCGACCGACCUGCCUUCAUCGAGAUGUUUGCUGGUGGGUGCCUCGACGCUUAUUCGCGCCCAUCCCUGGUCUGCACUGUUAGCUGACCGAGCCCCCUUUGCUUCCCGUGCUCAGUCCCUCGCAACCGUCGCGCUGCUCUCGCUUCGGGCAUCGUCAUGUUCAUGCAGCAAUUCUGCGGCAUCAACGUUAUCGCUUACUACUCGUCGACCGUCUUCCGUGAAGCGGGUUUCUCGGAACUGAAUGCCUUGGGAGCCACGCUAGGCUUUGGAGCGCUCAACUGGAUCAUGGCCGCGCCCGCCGUCUGGACCAUUGACACCUAUGGCCGUCGGACCUUGUUGCUUACGACGUUCCCGCUCAUGGCUCUGUUCUUGUUGAUGACCGGAAUGGCAUUCUUCAUUCCCGAGGAGUCCAAGGCGCGCGUAGCCGUCGUCGCUCUCGGCAUCUACCUUCACUGCAUCGCCUACUCCCCCGGCGAAGGCCCUGUGCCUUUCACUUACUCGGCCGAAGCGUUCCCUCUUUACAUUCGUGAGACGGGCAUGUCGUUCGCCACGGCCGUCACAUGGGGCUGGAACUUGUGAGUCGACCUCGAGUCUUCGAAUGGCUGUCCAAGCGAGGUGGCUGAUACCAUUUUUCUUCUUCAGCAUCGUCGCACUUACUUUCCCUCGAUUGCUCGGUGCCUUCAAGCCCCAAGGAGCGUUCGGUUGGUACGCGGCAUGGAACAUCAUCGGAUGGUUCUUGAUCCUCUUAUUUGUAAGCUUUCCGAUAUAACACAGAGCCGAGUAGACCAGUCGCUGACUGUUGGGUUCUGAUUCUUCACCAGGUCCCCGAGACCAAGGCGUUAUCGUUGGAAGAACUGGACCAAGUCUUCUCCGUGCCGACCAAGAAGCAUGCCGCUUUCCAGCUCCGCGCCACAUCUUACUUUAUUCGCAAGCACGUUCUUCGUCAGCAGGUGAGUCGGUGCUGUCUCCACACGUCAAACCGGGAUAUAGAUGACUGACAAUGAUUGUUCCUUGCUACCUACCAACAGGUCGGCUCCCAAGAGCGCCUCUACCACUGGGACAACAAGUCCGACGAUGUCGCCCCGCGCCGCAACCUCGGCGGUGCUGAAGCGAACGCGCCCAACGUUCUCAUGACUGGAUUGUGA